AUGAGUAAGAGUUUGAAUGAAACAGUUUUGGAUUCAGCUGUUUCAAAAGGGAAACUCAAUCUGGGCAUUCUGUAUAUUCAUUUCUCCUCUGGAAUUCCCUUUUCUGGUUUGAAAACUGUCUGGUGCAGCCUAUAUCAACCUAAACAUCACUUCAUUCUGUGGUUGGCUGCUCAUCAAAAACUACUUACCAGGGAUCACCUGAUUCAUUGCCAUAUCCCUGUUAACUCUCCUAGCUGUCCGGUGUGUGAGGCUGCCUUGGAGAGUCAUGCUCAUUUGUUCUUUAACUGCUGGUUUUCGAGGAGGCUUCAUCAAUUGAUUUCCAGAUGGUUAGGUGCCUUAGUUUGGCCAGAUAACUACCAGGAAUGGUGCUGCUGGCUUAGUGUGCCCAGGAAAGACAGUUUAUCCAGGGUGGUUUCAGCAGCCUUGGCAGCUACAGUUUACUUCAUAUGGAUCAACAGGAAUAGAUGCUGGCAGGAGAGUAGUUGUUAUGUUGUGGAUUAUGUUUUUGGUCUUAUUAGAGACUCUGUUAAAGCUAGAGUGCAUAAUUUCAGUCAUAAUUGUAAAAAAUUGAACCUUAGGGAGAAAAUGAUGCUUCAAUUUUUUCUCUAG
Molecule: messenger RNA, 609 nt
Organism: Humulus lupulus (European hop)
Lineage: Eukaryota; Viridiplantae; Streptophyta; Magnoliopsida; Rosales; Cannabaceae
Exons: 1
Coding region: 1-609 (202 amino acids)
Source: RefSeq, a predicted model, not a curated record